UGCUACAGAAUGUCAAGUAGGUAACCAGCGCAGCGCUGUGGACAGUCGCUGGUUUUUGCUCUGUGGACAUGCUUCCCUCAGUCCGGUCUGUGUUUGCGAAAGUCUGCAAUGCUGGCCAAGAGCUUCUCACGUGGUGCAAGCCCAACGUGACAAAUCCCGGUGGCCCCAGGCUUGUCAGCGCGACGGAGUUCUGCGUGUUGGGGUACUACAAUGUGACGGGGCACCGUGAGAUGGCUCAUUAUAACUUUUCCCCGACCGAUCCAUGCCACAAUUUUCAGCUUUUUGAUAUAGUCACGCGCAAGUUUGUGCACCUGAGUGACAACUUGGUGUUGUGUUUGUACCAAAAGCCGUACACUCUGUAUUCCUGGUUGGUCAGGAAGUUCUCAUCUCUCGACGCCACGGUUUUGGACGGCUUCUCUGACUCAGGUACGGGGGCCAUUGCCUGCGUUUUGGCAGACAGGAAUUGCCUUGUUGUGGAACUAGACAAACGCUAUGCACAGGGAAUCUGGAUGAGACUCCUCACCGACAUCGAGGAGACAUUAAGAAGAGAAAAGUCGAGAGAGGGAAAGGGCAAGGGGAAGGAACACCAGCAGGAUGCGGACAUUGAGGUCUCCGGGGACGACGAACCGGUGACACACGAAAAGACCACUGAGAAUCAGGAGUCGGUUCCUGGUUGUUUAGCACCGGGACAGUCUACAGUGGAGGCCAGUGUCAGCAGAGAGGCAACAACAGUUGCCCAACAGCAGGGGACGGAUGUGGCGCUGCCUGCAGAUCAGCAGCAAAGGGCGAAUGUACCUUCUACGGCAGAAAAAGUUAUGGCCGCUGCCGUUCAGCAUGGCGUAAAGAGGGAGGAUCUCGGCGCAGCGUGGAAGAGGCGCAAACUGCCAGCGCUGCAGGACGAGCGUGAAAAAGGCGAACUUUCUCAUCAGCCGGCAGUCACUGUCGAGACUGGUGAAGUUACGAGAUUGUCUGCGGAUCCUGAGAGGGAAGACGUCACACAGAGCCAGGAUUCCAGCAGAGCCACAGACAAUACUCGUGGUUGUAAAAGAAAGAUGGGUGGAGAGGAGGUAGUUAGCUCCCAGGGUGGCGUCGUGGUAGGUCUACGCAGCCGCGCACGUUGACUUGCCUAGGUACAGGUCUCUAAACUCUUGUAAGGGCCGGAUAAUUCUAUAACAACUUUUCGUU
Chara braunii is the source of this 1185-nucleotide messenger RNA. NCBI's taxonomy places the organism in Eukaryota, Viridiplantae, Streptophyta, Charophyceae, Charales, Characeae. The record is from the annotation of a GenBank genome assembly.